AUGUCCAUUGGGGAAGCGGGUAGUGCUACUAAUUUGGCCCUCAUGUGUUGUCCGUUAUGUUCUUAUGACCAUGACUCUAGGGAUCAUCUGUUCUUUCAAUGUGCCUAUGCAGCCGAGGUCUGGAAAACGGUUAGAGAUUGGGUUGAUAUGGGGAAUGUCAAUAAUACUUGGGAUUCCGUUAUGGGUUGGUUGGUAAACAGUGCUAACACGAGACAUCUUGGCGGUGUUGUAUGCAAGAUUCUGGUGGGGGCGGUUACCUAUUACAUAUGGCAAGAACGAAAUAACAGGCUAUUCUCGAGACUACAGCGGUCUCCGGCUAUUCUCUCGCAAGUCAUUUUUAACUCGGUCAGGCUGAAGAUAAUGGGAUUCAGGAUUAUGAAGCACCCGGAUCACAUGAAGAUUAUGGACCGAUGGCAGAUCUCGAAGAAGAACGUAAUGGAGGAUCCGGGCUAA
Messenger RNA from Helianthus annuus (common sunflower), 453 nucleotides. RefSeq lists its product as uncharacterized. The coding region runs from base 1 to 453 and encodes 150 amino acids. Lineage: Eukaryota; Viridiplantae; Streptophyta; Magnoliopsida; Asterales; Asteraceae. The transcript has a single exon. The record is from RefSeq and is a predicted model, not a curated record.